UUUUCUAUUUCCUGACCUCUGACCUCUGUGCUUGUGUCUGUGGUCGGAGUCUCGUUGGAGGAAGCUAUUUGCUUCUUAGAGAAUGAAUGUAUUCCUUCAGAUGAAUGGCUGUCAAUGCUUGUUUGAUUAGCUUAGCAGCAGAUACACUCACUCGGUAAUAGGAUCUGCGGACGCAGCGUGUUAUACGGCUGCUGUCACGUGUUAUGACCUACAUGUGUUACUCGGUGUCGGGAUUUGUUUUGCUACAAGCUAGAUAGCUGUUGGCUAAGACAGUCAGCUAGCUAGCAGGCUACCGGCGAUAGUGCUAACUUAAAAAAGCCGUUGCUGUCAAGUCGGAAUAACAUCCGGCUUUAGAAAUUAGCGUAAAUCAGAUGACCACCGACCACUUCUUUCACCGGGACUCACGUCCGUCCCUCUGUGACAAUGUUUUCUAGGUUAGUUUAUCAAAGUAACCGAACAAGCCGCCCUGAAGUCCUGAAUGAGAACUGUGAACUAGCUAACCAGAGUACAAGCUAACUGUACACACAUCAGCUAGCGAGGAUACGGUUUACUAGCGUCAACGUUUUAUCGAUAACGUGAACGUGUCCAACGACAAUGGCUAACGUUACAGACCUCCAGACAAAAUACAGCAAGCUGGCACAGGAGUACUCCAAGCUCCGUGCCCAGAACCAGGUGCUGAAGAAGGCAGUUGUAGAUGAACAGGCCAACUCCGCCUCAUUUAAGGAGCAGCUCAAGCAGAGGGACCAGAGCCUGAGGAAGCAGGAGCAGGAGAUGGACAGUCUCAGCUUCAGGAACCAACAGCUGGCCAAAAGGGUGGAGCUGCUCCAAGAGGAGCUCGCUGUCAGUGAAUCCAAGGGCAAAAAGGGGAAGAGCAAAGCAGACUCUCCGUCACAGCACGGCCUGGAGACUCAGAGUGUUUUUGACGAGGACUUGCAGAAAAAGAUCGAAGAAAACGAGCGACUUCACAUCCAAUUCUAUGAAGCAGACGAGCAUCACAGGAAGCAGGAGGCUGAGCUGACGACUCGACUACAGGAGCUGGAAACAGACUCCGGGCAGCACCAGGCUGUUGUGGACGGACUCACCACCAAGUACAUGGAAACAAUCGUCCGUCUGCAGAGUGACAAGGCUCGCUUCGAGGUGAAAGCUCACACUCUGGAGAGGGAAGCCAAAGAGUGCAGAAUGCGAACAGAAGAGUGCCAGCAGCAGUUGAGGCGGUGCCAGUCCGAGCUGAACAGACAGGUGAAACAAAGCAGCAGUGUUAUCCAGGAGAAAGUGCCCUUCAAUGACACCAAAUUUGGUGACUACAACAGCCUAAAUGUGCCACCACACAACCGAAGGCACCAGCUUAAAGCCCGGGACGUGGCGGGUCAGGCCCUGAGCUUCAUUCAGGACCUGGUGGCGGCUCUGCUGAACUUCCACUCGUACACAGAACAGAGAGUGCACAUCUAUCCCCUGGACUCCUCCAUUGAGCCCAUCUCCCCCCUAAACCAGAAGUUUUCUCAGUAUCUCCAUGAGAAUGCAGCCUAUGUGCGCCCCCUGGAGGACGGCUUUCUACAGCUACACCAAAGCAUCACAGAGGACACCGUCACAGUACUGGAGACUGUGGUCAAGCUGAAGGGCUUUGCUGAUAAUUUCUCCUCAUACACCGGCUUCCUGCUAAAGAUUCUUCCCUACCAGCUGAAAAGCCUAGAAGAAGAGUGCAACACACCUCUCUGCACGGCUGCCCUGAAUGCGAAAAAUCAGGAGUUGCAGAGUGACAUGAAGAGAGUGACUUCUGUGUUCGAGAAGCUGCAGAGCUACAUUAAGCUUUUGGCCUUACCCAGUGUUCGGCAGGAUGCCAUGCCACAGAGCAGCACCUCGGCUGUCUUCACCCAGCUGGCCGCCUGCCUCCACAGUCUUCACGAUGUCAUUAAAGAGAUGUCAAAGCACUAUAACCAGAAGGCCAGCUUUGAGCAGGAGCUCCCCACCAUCACCCAGAAGCUCUGCACCACCACAGAGUGCCUGCUGGGAUCUUUGGGCUCUCUGACCAGCAGCACCGGCAAGAUUGCCACCUUCUUUAGCAACAACUUGGACUUCUUCACGUCAUCGGGCUACAGUCCAAGAGGCAGCACAGUAGCACUCAACCCUUUGCAGGCAGAGAGUAUGCUGGCCAACAAAAAGAAAGCAGCUGCCUAUAUACAUGCUAUCAAACAGGGCAGGCCGCAGUCCGUUCCAUACAGAGACGCUCUGUCAAACCGCCGUGUACUCACCAGCUCCACCGAGAGCAGAGAAGGUCUCACCCAGCAGGUGCAUCAGAGCCAGGAGAAGAUUGCUCGGCUGGAGCAGGAGAAGGAGCACUGGCUCCUGGAGGCCCAGCUGGGGAAGGUGCGGUUGGAAAAGGAGAACCAGCGCAUUGCGGACCUGGAAGCGCAGCUCGCAGCACCUGUGGGGGGGAGUCCAAACUCGCAACCAGCUGCAGACGGCACGCUCUCAGAAAGCCACGAGGAAGCGGAGGAAGAGCAGCAGGCUGAGGGGAGAGAGUCUGCGCUGUGCACCAGCCUGGUUGGCAUGCUGUGCACAACACCGACAGUUGAGCACGGGGGAGACGAGGAGUCCCGGGAGCAGCUGAUAAAGACUCACUACAUGGCCAGAGUGGGAGAGCUCACCACCCAGCUCCAGAUUUCAGACAGCAAAGCUGUGCAUUUUCACUCCGAGUGUCGAGCUUUGGCCAAGAGAUUAGCCAUUGCAGAGAAAUCCCGGGAGACUCUGAGCGAGGAGGUCAAACUGGCGAAUCAGAACGUCACACGCUUGCAGGACGAGCUGACUACAACGAAGAGGAGCUACGAAGACCAGCUCAGCAUGAUGAGCGACCACCUGUGCAGUAUGAACGAGACUUUGAGCAAGCAGAGGGAGGAAAUCGACACGCUCAAGCUGGGCAGCAAGGGAAAUGCAAAAAAGAACAAAGGUCGCUAGAGCUGCCCUCUAAACUCUGGCUCCAUUUUGGCACCGUGAGAGAAGAUCUGGUCUGUGGAGCCUCCCAGCACUGUCACCAAACCACAGGACGACUACACGAGCCUCAGAUCCCUCCACUGUCAGGCAGUGGCAACACAAACUCGUAUGGAGGCUUGAACAUGUUUGACUGAAGAAGCUUCUCUUUGUUUUUGACCCUUUUCCUUGUCACAGCACCGUUAUAACACACCACGAGUUGCAACAAAUGCUUUACUGAAACUGUACAAGAAGCUGCUGCUUGACCUUUUUGGCCAAGAGUGGGAGAAACAUUCCC
Messenger RNA from Anarrhichthys ocellatus (wolf-eel), 3262 nucleotides. It is a transcript of the gene ppp1r21, whose product is annotated as protein phosphatase 1, regulatory subunit 21. The coding region runs from base 595 to 2952 and encodes 785 amino acids. The transcript is spliced from 22 exons. Gene Ontology annotation, cellular component: membrane; early endosome. The record is from RefSeq and is a predicted model, not a curated record. NCBI's taxonomy places the organism in Eukaryota, Metazoa, Chordata, Actinopteri, Perciformes, Anarhichadidae.